GAUGAGUUUGCUUCAGGAAGUGCGGAUCGUUACCGGCUGCAGUUUCAGGGAGUUGAUUUUUCUUCCUGAAAAGGGAAGCUGUGAUGUCUGUGGUACAUCAGCUGACAGCAGGGUGGCUUGUGGAUCAUCUUUCUUUCAUCAACCAGUGUGGCUAUGAGAUCCGUGACUCCUUUGCAUACCCUGGUAGUGUCACUCUCAAUACUUCUGUCACUUCUACUGAAGAUGUUCAUGCUACUUCUAGCUUUGCUGCCACCUCCUCAUCAGGAGAUGGUCCUAUUCCUGGUCCUGGAGAUGCGGUAGAAACAGAAGGUAAAAGAGCAAAAACAAGAUAUGUGUUUCGCGAGGAGUUCUUUGACAUUUGUGAGCCCCAUAUAGCUGCAGCUCCUGAAGAGCGGCUGUGGCAGGGAUGCACUGAGGUGAGUCUCACAGAAAUAAAGGCCAACAGCAAUAGAGAGGAACACCAAGAAGGAACCAAGAGUGGCGUCGGAGAUUCUGUUGCCAGUCCUAGGAAGAAACGUAAAAGGAAAUGUGUAUUCAACCAAGGUGAACUGGAUGCUUUAGAAUACCAUUCAAAGGUCAGGAAGCUCAUUUGGGAAGGCACUUUCCAUUUAGUCCAAGAAGGGCUCAAAAGUGGUUUUCUUCAUCAUACUACUGCAGAACUCAGUUGCAGGAAGAAUGUUGUACUUGAACACAUUGGCUGUGGGUUGGCUGAAUUAUGUGAAAUGGCAAAGCAGUUUCCAGCUGUGAAUGAAAGUGACCAUCAAGCUGUACAUAUGUUAGAUGAUGAAACCUCCAUUCCAGAGCAGGACCUGCUUUCGUGUGUUACAGAAAACAGCUCAAACUGUGCAAAAAUAGUUGUGUUAAUGGGGCAGAAGUACUUGGUGCCACCAAAAAGCAGUUUCCUUUUAUCUGAUAUUUCAUGUUUACAGCCCCGGCUGAACUACAAGAAAAAAUAUGAUGUAAUUGUGAUUGAUCCACCAUGGGAGAACAAGUCCGUUAAAAGGAGUAACAGAUACAGCUACUUGUCUUCAUGGCAAAUCAAGAAGAUUCCUGUACCAGCACUAGCUGCUCCAAAUUGUCUUCUAGUCACGUGGGUGACUAAUAGACAGAAGCACUUACGUUUUGUUAAGGAUGAACUUUAUCCUCAUUGGUCUGUGAAAACACUUGCUGAGUGGCACUGGGUAAAAAUUACAAGAGCUGGAGAAUUUGUAUUGCCUUUGGAUUCUUUACACAAAAAGCCCUAUGAAGUUCUUAUAUUGGGGCGAGUUCAAGGAGACGUAAAGGAAGCCUUAAGGAAAUCUGAAGAUGUACUUCCAAUUCCAGAACAUAAGUUAAUUGUCAGCAUACCCUGCAGUCUGCAUUCACAUAAACCCCCUCUUACUG
This is a messenger RNA of Pelecanus crispus (Dalmatian pelican), 1383 nucleotides long. The record is from RefSeq and is a predicted model, not a curated record. NCBI's taxonomy places the organism in Eukaryota, Metazoa, Chordata, Aves, Pelecaniformes, Pelecanidae.